AUGAGGGGGUUGAGUGCAACUGAAAUAAGAGAUGAAGGGCUUUUGUUAAAUUUACCAAGACUCCUCUUCGACCCUUCCAGAUUCCUGUCCGGUUCUAGAGUCCCCUCCCGCUCGACCUCGGUCGCCAUCGGGAGGUCUUUAGGUCUGGACCCCCGCCACCUUGAGGCUCAACGCACCUUUCUGAGCCGCGGGCCCCACCUUGUCUCCUCUGUCACGUGGGCCUCACUCCUCUCCUUCUUCUCCUCACGUGGUUUUCCCGCCGGAGGUUCUGACGGCGACGCCAUCGUCGUUGAGGGCAAGACCGCCGCAGAUGAGAACUAUCUAUCUUUCAAGAGGAAGAUUAGAUUGGAAGAUGGAAAUCCAGCAAAAAAGAAUCGGGUUUCUCUAAACAAAACAAACAUGCAAAAGGAAGUUGUCAAUGAUGUAGUGAGUGAUGAUGAGAGCAUUUGUAUUGGAAGAAGGUUGAAGUUAGAUGAGAACCCUCCAUCGAAGAAGCGAAAGAUAAGUUUCUGCAAUCUAGGCGAGUAAUCUUCAGUAGACUUGAAAAACUUUGAAUGAUUAAAACGUGUUAAAUAUCCAUGACCUAUUCUUAUUUUUUGUUUUUCAAGAUCUAUUUCCUGAAUGAAGAGUAAGCAUAACCAUAAGUAAGGGACGUUUAACUGGGAAACA
Messenger RNA from Asparagus officinalis (garden asparagus), 669 nucleotides. RefSeq lists its product as uncharacterized. Bases 1 to 528 code for a protein of 175 amino acids. Lineage: Eukaryota; Viridiplantae; Streptophyta; Magnoliopsida; Asparagales; Asparagaceae. The transcript is spliced from 3 exons. The record is from RefSeq and is a predicted model, not a curated record.